UUGAGUGUCUCAACUUUGCGCCGAAAGACAACUUGCGUCGUCUGGAAACUUUGCCUCUCAGAGAAUGUUUGACACUGAAGAUGAUGCGAAUUCCAUCUUGAACAUCUAAGUGGAGGGGUACAUUCACGUCUUUUGGAAAAGGGACCCCUGUCUACAGUUAUAUUCCAUGCGAAUGACAAAGGUUGUGCUUACCUUUCCCAUACAUCGAGAAAGCCUCGCCUGAAGCAGGUUGCUUGUCAUGACCAGCCUUUUCUAAUGCUCUCCAACAAUGUGGUGAUGCAAACUGCUUCCUGAAGACAAAAGCAUCCAUCUGUCUCUCGUCUUAACUGCUUUGUGGAGAUCCCUCCAUCUAUCUCUCAUCUGUUCUUUACGGGCUACCUCAACCGUGCACUCUCUCUCAUGGCCCAUCCAUAUGAGCCCUGGCCAAGGACAGCUCCCCCUGGUGGUGGCAGCGCCGAUGACAUGAACGUGUCGUCCUGGUGGGACCUCCACCCGGGGGCCGGGAGUUGGAUGGACCUGCCGCCGGGCCCUGGGGUCGGGCUGUCGGGGAUGAGCCAGGGGGGCCCCAUGGGCCUCCAGUCAGCGCUGGGACCAUACUGCCACGAGGCCCAGCUGUGCAGCUUGCCUCCCGCCCAGCUUGGCCUGACCCCCCACCCGCACCUCUUUUCCCAGGACGGCUUCAAGAUGGAGCCCCUCGGACCUCCAGAGCUGCUUCAACAGCAGCAACAGCAGCAACAGCAGCAGCAGCAACAGCAACAGCAGCUGUACACAAUGGAGGAGCCGCAAGAGGGCGCCACUUCUGUACCUCGACCAAAGUCCCAGCGGCGAUCGGGCUCGCGGGCGUCUGGUCAGGCUGUGUGCCGGUGCCCGAACUGCGUUCAUGCCGAGCAGCUGGGCAGUCAGUCUGGCGGUGGCGAGGACGGGCGCCUGCGCAAGCACAUGCACAACUGCCACAUCCCGGGCUGUGGCAAGGCCUACGCCAAAACGUCGCACCUGAAGGCACACCUGCGCUGGCACAGCGGCGACCGGCCGUUCGUCUGCAACUGGCUGUUCUGCGGCAAGCGCUUCACGCGCGCCGACGAGCUGCAGAAGCACAUGCAGUCGCACACGGGCGCCAAGAAGUUCAGCUGCGCCGUCUGCACGCGCGUCUUCAUGCGCAACGACCACCUCACCAAGCACAUGCGGACGCACGAAUCGCUCGCCGCCAGGGAGGAAAAAAACACCCCUUUGGACGCCCUUGGAUCCCCGCCCUCCCCUCACGGGGCCCCUGCAACGGCGGACGGUGCUGAGGUCCCUCGCAAGCUCAAGAGUGAGCCGGACGCCGGCCUGGGCUCAAUGUCGGGACAGGCGGGCAAACUGAGCUAACUGCAUCUCCACAUCUCCUUUUCGCAAUCAGUGGAGAAGCAUUAGAGGCCGAAAGACAAUCAACACUUAGAGAGAGUCUUACUUUUUUUUCAGACACUGAUUGACCACUAAUGUAAAUGUUCCAAAGGUGUCUUUCUAGUACCCUUCUAUUUGGUAGUCUACUGACUCUUGGUAGAAUUGUUAAGUACAGACUGACUAUAUUGGCCAUUUUUUUUGGCAAACAUUGGUUUCUGAAUGGGACAGCGAUGAUGACUCAAGAAUGGACAAUGGUGGAAGAUGCACACGAUUACAUUACUGCUACUACUGCGGCAUUUCCUGUGGGUUUGGGUUACCAUUGGGUUACCAUUGUGUUCAAAGUGUUUUAAUACAUGUAUGAAUGCAUUUGGAAUCACCACUGCCUCUUGACAAGUUAAAGGGGAGAUCACUUUUGUCUCAGUUCUACCACAAAAUAGCAAGACCAAAAAUGACUGUCAUGAGGACUGUGAUGAGUAACAACAGACACCACUUCUCAGUCAGAGUCAAUGAUUUGUAAUAUUUUGAAGAUGCGUUUACUUGAUUGUAGAUAAAUCAAAGUCAAGUUGUGAAAGUGUGUCUCAAUAAUAUGGAUUUAAUACUAUUUAUUAUUCCUCUACACGUGACUUGAAGGAUUUAAUCUUAAGGUCAUUUAGACUCUGGCUGCCAUUGUGUACAAUAGAAGAGUUGGGAAUUGUACACAUCUUCAUAAUUUUAUGUUUUUGCAAUUUAUCAUGAUUUUGUCAAUACUAAGACUGAAAAAUGAAAGGCACAAUAUGAAAAAUAUUUCUGUAUUGAGGUCUGGAACACUGAUAUAUUUUGUAUUAACAACAUCAGCACACAUAGAGAAAAGACAGCAUCAAACUAGUGGCAUUUUCAAACAUGCAUGAUACAUAGAUU
This is a messenger RNA of Alosa alosa (allis shad), 2277 nucleotides long. It is a transcript of the gene sp6, whose product is annotated as Sp6 transcription factor. The record is from RefSeq and is a predicted model, not a curated record. NCBI's taxonomy places the organism in Eukaryota, Metazoa, Chordata, Actinopteri, Clupeiformes, Clupeidae. Gene Ontology annotation, biological process: regulation of transcription by RNA polymerase II. Gene Ontology annotation, molecular function: DNA-binding transcription factor activity, RNA polymerase II-specific; RNA polymerase II cis-regulatory region sequence-specific DNA binding. The transcript is spliced from 2 exons. The coding region runs from base 400 to 1365 and encodes 321 amino acids.